Messenger RNA from Nannospalax galili (Upper Galilee mountains blind mole rat), 3371 nucleotides. RefSeq names its product solute carrier family 6 member 8 (gene Slc6a8). The record is from RefSeq and is a predicted model, not a curated record. Gene Ontology annotation, molecular function: creatine:sodium symporter activity. NCBI's taxonomy places the organism in Eukaryota, Metazoa, Chordata, Mammalia, Rodentia, Spalacidae. The transcript is spliced from 13 exons. Gene Ontology annotation, biological process: neurotransmitter transport; sodium ion transmembrane transport. Gene Ontology annotation, cellular component: plasma membrane. Bases 61 to 1968 code for a protein of 635 amino acids.
GCCCGCCCGCCCCCCUCGAGGCGCCGCGACCCCCUGCCCGGCCUCGCGGCCCCAGGGGCCAUGGCGAAGAAGAGCGCCGAGAACGGUAUCUACAGCGUGUCUGGAGACGAGAAGAAGGGUCCCCUCAUCGCGCCCGGGCCCGACGGGGCCCCGGCGAAGGGCGAUGGCCCCGCGGGCCUGGGGGCGCAGGGCAGCCGCCUCGCGGUGCCGCCGCGAGAGACCUGGACGCGCCAGAUGGACUUCAUCAUGUCGUGCGUGGGCUUCGCCGUGGGCCUGGGCAACGUGUGGCGCUUCCCUUACCUGUGCUACAAGAACGGCGGAGGUGUGUUCCUUAUUCCCUAUGUCCUGAUCGCCCUGGUUGGAGGAAUCCCCAUUUUCUUCCUGGAAAUUUCACUGGGCCAGUUCAUGAAAGCCGGCAGCAUCAAUGUCUGGAACAUCUGUCCCCUAUUCAAAGGCCUGGGCUAUGCCUCCAUGGUGAUCGUCUUCUACUGCAACACCUACUACAUCAUGGUGCUGGCCUGGGGUUUCUAUUACCUGGUCAAGUCCUUCACCACCACUCUGCCCUGGGCCACGUGUGGCCACACCUGGAACACUCCUGACUGCGUAGAGAUCUUUCGCCACGAAGACUGUGCCAAUGCCAGCCUGGCCAACCUCACAUGUGACCAGCUUGCUGACCGCCGGUCCCCUGUCAUCGAGUUCUGGGAGAAUAAAGUCUUGAGGCUCUCUGCAGGGCUAGAGGUGCCAGGUGCCCUCAACUGGGAGGUGACCCUGUGCCUGCUGGCCUGCUGGGUGCUGGUCUACUUCUGUGUGUGGAAGGGAGUCAAGUCAACAGGAAAGAUCGUGUACUUCACUGCUACAUUCCCCUACGUGGUCCUUGUUGUGCUGCUGGUGCGUGGAGUGUUGCUGCCUGGAGCCUUGGAUGGUAUUGUCUACUAUCUCAAGCCUGACUGGUCAAAGCUGGGGUCCCCUCAGGUAUGGAUAGAUGCUGGGACCCAGAUUUUCUUCUCUUACGCCAUCGGCCUGGGGGCCCUCACAGCCCUGGGCAGCUACAAUCGCUUCAACAACAACUGCUACAAGGACGCCAUCAUCCUGGCACUCAUCAACAGUGGCACCAGCUUCUUUGCUGGCUUUGUCGUCUUCUCCAUCCUGGGCUUUAUGGCCACAGAGCAGGGUGUGCACAUCUCCAAGGUGGCAGAAUCAGGGCCCGGCCUAGCCUUCAUCGCCUACCCCAGGGCUGUCACACUGAUGCCUGUGGCCCCACUCUGGGCUGCCCUGUUCUUCUUCAUGCUGCUGCUGCUCGGUCUGGACAGCCAGUUUGUAGGUGUGGAGGGCUUCAUCACCGGGCUCCUGGAUCUCCUCCCGGCCUCCUACUACUUCCGUUUCCAAAGGGAGAUCUCCGUGGCCCUCUGCUGUGUCCUCUGCUUUAUCAUCGAUCUCUCCAUGGUGACCGAUGGCGGGAUGUACGUCUUCCAGCUGUUUGACUACUACUCAGCCAGUGGCACUACCCUGCUGUGGCAGGCUUUUUGGGAAUGUGUGGUGGUCGCCUGGGUUUAUGGAGCUGACCGCUUCAUGGAUGACAUUGCCUGUAUGAUUGGGUACCGACCUUGCCCCUGGAUGAAAUGGUGCUGGUCCUUCUUCACCCCGCUGGUCUGCAUGGGCAUCUUCAUCUUCAACAUCGUGUACUAUGAGCCGCUGGUCUAUAACAACACCUAUGUGUACCCAUGGUGGGGGGAAGCCAUGGGCUGGGCCUUCGCACUCUCUUCCAUGCUGUGUGUGCCCCUCCAUCUGCUGGGCUGUCUCCUCAGGGCAAAGGGUACCAUGGCAGAGCGCUGGCAGCACCUGACCCAGCCUAUCUGGGGCCUCCACCACUUGGAAUACAGAGCUCAGGAUGCGGAUGUCAGGGGCCUGACCACCCUGACCCCGGUGUCCGAGAGCAGCAAGGUCGUCGUGGUGGAGAGUGUCAUGUGACAGGCACCCUCAGCUCACAUCACCAGCUCAUCCUCUGGUAGCCAUAGCAGCCCCUGCUUUAGCCCCCACCCCACCCCUCCAGGGGGCUUGCCUAUCCUUGACAGUUUGGGGGUCUGCCUGGGGGGAGGGGAGGAAGCACCAUGAGUGCUAAAAAAUAACUUUUUCCAUUUUUAAUAAAACGCCAAAAAUAUCAAUCCACCAAAAAUAGAUGCCUCUCCUCCCCACCCCCAGUCAAGCUGGUCCUUGUGUUGCUUUCAGGCCCUGCCUCCUACCCUUCCUCCCAGUGCCCAGGACCCAUCUCCUAGCCCUGCCAGGCCUACCUGCCUGCCUCCCAAGCUGUGCUGUCACAUACCUUCAUCCUAGAGGCAGCAGCAGCAGCAGCUUGGGAAACUGAAGGGGAGGAGAAAAGAAUAAGGUGGGAUAGGAGGGGAAGCAAGAGAAGGGAAGCAGAACCAAGGUGAAUGUUUCAGCUGGACUAGACCCCUGUUCCCAUCCCUAUUCUAGAAGCUUAGAGAGCCAGCCAGCAAUGGAACCUUGUGGUUCCUGCGCCAAUCGCCACCAAUAUCAAUUGUAAGAGCGCAGGUCUGAGUGCACAUGUGUCUGAGUGUGUAGAGGAUGUAUAGAUCUCUUAUCUCUUAGUGAAGGUGAAUACCAGAAGUAAAUGAUGCCUCUAGGCAAAGGAGGCUUGUAUUUUGCACAUUUUAUAAGAAAAAAAAACUUGAGAGUGUGAGAUUUCUGCUUGUAUAUUUCUAAAAAGAGCCCAAAUCAUCCCUUCCUUAUCACUCCCUUCCCUCGCAGCCCCACCUUCCUCUUCUACCCCUAGCCAAGGAGUGUGAAUUUAUAGAUUUAAUUUUCAUAGGCAAAACAAAAGCUUCAGGCUGUUGAGUAUGCAAGUUUGUUGUAUGGAUGUGUGUGUGGUCUCCAGCCCCACUCUGGAGUGGGAAAGUGCAUGACGGGGGCCUCAAGGGUGUCCCCACACUGCCCUUUUGCCCCCAAGUCUUCAAGAUGAAAGGCUGUAUAGCAUUCUAUCCCAGAGAUCUGGGUCUACUCACCUGGCAUGCUCAGGUUUACCCAUACCCUACUCCCUGGGCUGGGCAUGAUUGCAGGGAUCACCCAUGGACACAGCCCAGGGAAGGGAUCCUGGGCAUGGCUCCCACCUCUAAGCUAAAGGCUGAUAUACUUUUGACAUCUAAAGUCUUCCGUGUAGCAGCUUAAACCCACAUCUGUGUCCCAUCAAGCCUGAGACAGACAAGUAGCCCCUUAGAAAGGCUUCCUUCACACUGGGCCAGACGUAGAUCAGGGGGGUGGGGCUGGGUGAGGGUAUGGGUCUUUGGGGAUGUUCUUACUGUGCUAAAAAGCCACUGCAAACAUAGCAAUAAAAACACAUCAUUUUCCAAAGCUCG